GCCCUCUCUUGGUGACAAUUGGUAAUCCACGUGUAGCCACCAAAAUGGAUUCCGAGCAGAAAACCACCGUCAUGGAUCAAGAAGAAACGAAGCCUGAAACGACAGAAAGCAACGGUUCUUACACCUUAGAGGUUUUGCAUAUAAUCAAAGAAUCGCAGCAGCAGCAUGGUUUGCGGCACGGUGACUACCAAAGAUACAGAAGUUACUGUUCCCGGAGGCUGCGUAGAAUACGAAAGUCUCUCAAGUUUAGCUACGGCAACAGGAAUAAGUACGUCCCGCGGAAAAUCAAAGAGGAGACCAUUACAGAUGUUAGGUUUUUAUACCUGCCCCUCAUCUGUGCCGAGCGUUGCUGGGCCUUCAUGAUGCAACUGAAGCAGGAAUCCAACACGGAGUUGCGGAAGCGUUUCCACCUCAUGUCCAGGAUGCUGAAGGCCGUGCGGUACGCCGAGGAGCUGGAGACCCUGUCGCAGAGUGAUAAAUGUGAUGCCAGGUCCAAGCUAGAAGCUCAGGCCUAUUGUGCAUGGAUGAAAGGGACGUUACAUUUUGAGAAGGAACAGUGGGAGGAUUGCAUUAAGACUUUCAGCACUGCCAAAAACAUUUACGAGAAGCUGGCUAGCGCCCUCAACGAGGAGCAACAGCUGCUGUACAUCCAGCGCGUCGAGGAGAUCACUCCCAACAUCCGCUACUGCGCAUACAACAUCGGCGACGAGAGCGCCAUCAAGGACCUGGUGGAGAUGAGGCUGAAGUCCGGCGGCAUGAUGUCUUCCAAUAUUGAUAGCCUUUUAGCACAGACACGAGAGAAGCAAGCACUGACGCUGAGUGAAGUGACUUGGAGAGGGCGACUUGUACCAGUCAAGAAUGAACAGGUGCGAGUGUUUCUGCUCAGCUGUGAGGAGAACGAGAAGCAACUGAAGAGUUCUAACGAUCCUGAGAGUCAGAUGUCCAUCUACGAGAGUCUACUCAUGGAAUGCAAGGACGCUCUGCAGAUACUCAGGGAUGAGAUGAAGGCUGACCCUUCUGUGAAGCAGCGUUCCCAGGCAUCAGACGGACCCCUCCCCAGCUCCCAGUAUCUCUACACGUACCUCAUGUACAUCCGCCUGACCAAGACGAUAGAACGCAACGUGAUUAUGAUUGAAACGCUCAAGGAAAACCUGCCGGAAGCAGGGAUAACGGUGGCGGUACCGCAGACGACGCAAGGCAGCACCAACAACAAGAAAGUCACCAAGCCGCAGGAUCUUAUUAGAAUAUACGACACUAUAUUACAGAACCUUGCAGAAAUUCCACAGCUUGCUGGCUUGGAGGACGACGACAGCCUACAGCAGGAGAUCAAGGCUAAAUCAUCCAAGUUUAAGGCAUUCAGGUGUUUCUAUCUGGCCCAGUCCUACACUGCCUCCAAGAAGUGGCGCGAGGCCUCGGCCCUCUACGAACGGGUCUUAAAACACAUUGAGACUGCCACCAAGGAGUUCAAGAAAGUCAAAGGCAAAACAAAGAAUGAAUUGUCGGUGCUGAAGGAUCUAACUCAGAAAGUCAAUGGUUUGAAGUAUUCAGCCCAUGCAUUGUCGAUCCUAGAUUCGGAGGAAAUCACGGAAGGCGUAGCCCAACUGGACAUCACCGCGGACAAGCGAGCGGUCAGCGAGCGCCUGCACAAAUACCAGGACGGUCCCGAGCUGGCCGCGGGCAAACCCAACCUGGUACCCUUCCCACCGGACUUCCAACCGGUGCCCUGCAAACCUUUGUUCUUCGACAUUGCCCUGAAUCAGAUCGAGCUGCCGUCGCUGGAGGACAAGCUGGAACAGAAACCGGCGGCCAGUGGGAUAACGGGUUUCUUAAAAGGCUGGUGGGGUGGCGGGAAGAAGUAGGAAAAAAAUGUGGGGGGAUUUAAAAGAUAUUGUGUCAUCAGGAUUUUCCUCUGUAUCCAAAAAGCACAAUUUCUCAAAAACCUCAUAUUAUAUUAGGAUUAUUAAUAACCUGUGUCCUUUUCAGACCACCUACUUGAAACUCUCCCCAAGUUCAAUCGUUCAGAAGACCUCUCU
Molecule: messenger RNA, 2033 nt
Organism: Patiria miniata (bat star)
Lineage: Eukaryota; Metazoa; Echinodermata; Asteroidea; Valvatida; Asterinidae
Gene: srp68
Product: signal recognition particle subunit SRP68-like
Exons: 13
Coding region: 45-1859 (604 amino acids)
Biological process (GO): SRP-dependent cotranslational protein targeting to membrane
Cellular component (GO): signal recognition particle, endoplasmic reticulum targeting
Molecular function (GO): 7S RNA binding; signal recognition particle binding; protein binding
Source: RefSeq, a predicted model, not a curated record